Molecule: messenger RNA, 1869 nt
Organism: Penicillium paradoxum
Lineage: Eukaryota; Fungi; Ascomycota; Eurotiomycetes; Eurotiales; Aspergillaceae
Gene: dbp9
Product: ATP-dependent DNA/RNA helicase
Exons: 4
Coding region: 1-1869 (622 amino acids)
Cellular component (GO): nucleolus
Molecular function (GO): RNA helicase activity; nucleic acid binding; ATP binding
Source: RefSeq, a predicted model, not a curated record
AUGCCUAGCACAAUCACAAUGAAGCGCAAGCUGGACGCAAACGAUGUCCCAUCCCCCGAGGCCGCUGCGGCCGAGGACCAAGAACUCGACUUUGAAGCCCUGAACCUCGACCCUCGAUUGCGCCAAGCUCUCAUUAAGGAAAAGUUCACCAAACCUACACUUGUACAGUCCAAGGCGAUUCCUCUUGCAUUGGAAGGAAAGGAUAUCCUUGCCCGUGCGAAAACCGGCUCUGGCAAAACCGCCGCCUAUGUCCUCCCGAUCUUGCAAGCCAUCCUCCAGCAGAAGACUGCCGACCCCUCCUCCAAAGCCACAACUGCUCUCAUCCUUGUCCCCACUCGCGAGCUUGCAGAACAGGUUCAAAAAGUGAUUACAUCUUUCGCUAUUUUCUGCGGAAAGGAUAUCCGGUCAAUCAACUUGACUCAGAAGGUGUCCGAUGAAGUUCAGCGUUCAUUGUUGGCCGAUUUCCCGGAUAUCGUUGUUUCCACGCCUACCAGAGUUUACAGCAACGUCAACAACUCCGCUUUGUCGCUCGAUAAAAUCACGCAUUUGGUCAUCGAUGAGGCAGAUCUCGUUCUGUCUUACGGAUAUGACGAAGAAAUCAAUGCGCUUUCCAAGGCAAUUCCGCGUGGGGCGCAGACAUUCUUGAUGAGUGCUACACUCACUUCAGAGGUCGAUACAUUGAAGGACUUGUACUGCCGAAACCCGGUGAUUCUUAAGCUGGAGGAGAAGGAAGAGAAGGGUGCUGGUGUCAGCCAGUUUAUCGUCCGAUGCGCGGAAGAUGAGAAGUUCCUUCUCACCUACGUCAUUUUCAAACUGCAGCUUAUCAAGGGCAAGGUCAUCAUUUUUGUGGCAGAUGUGGACCGAUGCUACCGUGUGAAGCUCUUCCUUGAACAGUUCGGCCUCAAGAGCUGUGUCCUCAACUCAGAACUCCCUAUCAACUCCCGAAUCCACGUUGUGGAAGAGUUCAACAAGGGUGUCUACGAUAUCAUUGUUGCAGCCGAUGAGCAAGAAGUAAUGGGAGUGGCCAAAUCUAAGAAGUCUCGCCAAGCCAAGGAGGCUGAAGAAGAGGAAUCUAAAGAAGAGGAAGCCAAAGAAGAGAUGGGAAGCAGCGAGGAUGAAGAGGCAGUUGAUGAGAGCGAAAAGGCCAAGAAGCCGCAAACACAGAAGCGCCGCAAGAUGACUAGCAAGGAGAAGGAUUACAGCAUUGCUCGUGGCAUUGAUUUCCAAAAUGUCGCCUGCGUCCUCAACUUCGACCUCCCUACCACCUCCAAAUCUUACACCCACCGCAUCGGACGUACCGGCCGCGCUGGCAAGGCAGGAAUGGCCCUUUCAUUCGUUGUUCCCACCGAGAAGCACGGCAAGCACAGACCCACCUCAAUCCCCAGCACAAAGCACGACGAAGCCAUGCUCGCCAAGAUCAUCAAGAGACAAACUAAGCUCGGCCAUGAAGUCAAGCCCUACCACUUCGAGAUGUCGCAAGUCGACGCCUUCCGAUACCGUAUGACCGAUGCUCUCCGCGCUGUGACUAGACUGGCAGUGCAGGAAGCUCGAGGACGCGAGAUCCGACAGGAACUAAUCAAGAGUGAGAAGUUGAAGCGCCAUUUCGAGGAUAACCCCGAUGAGCUGCGACAGCUGCGUCACGACGGCGAGCUCCGUGCUGCGCGUGUCCAGGCGCAUCUUAAGCAUGUCCCCGAUUACCUGAUGCCUGCUAAGGGCCGCAAGGGUCUUUCAAAGGAGAAUGUUGGGUAUGUUGGCUUCUCAAAGUCAAAGCAGAACCGCAUCCGCAAGGCGAGAGACCGCAACCGUGCUCGUGGAAAGUCCGGUGGAAAGGUUGAUCCUUUGAAGACAUUUAAUCGGUCGAAGAAAUAG